Chrysochloris asiatica (Cape golden mole) is the source of this 965-nucleotide messenger RNA. RefSeq names its product proteasome (prosome, macropain) subunit, alpha type, 2 (gene PSMA2). Gene Ontology annotation, biological process: ubiquitin-dependent protein catabolic process. Bases 17 to 721 code for a protein of 234 amino acids. Gene Ontology annotation, cellular component: proteasome core complex, alpha-subunit complex; proteasome core complex. The record is from RefSeq and is a predicted model, not a curated record. The transcript is spliced from 8 exons. NCBI's taxonomy places the organism in Eukaryota, Metazoa, Chordata, Mammalia, Afrosoricida, Chrysochloridae.
GGCUCUCCAGGUAAAGAUGGCGGAACGUGGUUACAGCUUUUCGCUGACAACAUUCAGCCCAUCUGGUAAACUUGUCCAGAUUGAAUAUGCUUUGGCUGCUGUAGCUGGAGGAGCCCCUUCAGUGGGAAUUAAAGCUGCAAAUGGUGUGGUGUUAGCAACAGAAAAGAAACAGAAAUCCAUUCUGUACGAUGAACGAAGUGUGCACAAAGUGGAACCAAUCACCAAGCAUAUAGGCUUGGUGUAUAGUGGCAUGGGCCCAGAUUACAGAGUACUUGUACACAGAGCUCGAAAACUAGCUCAGCAGUACUACCUUGUUUACCAAGAACCCAUCCCCACAGCACAGCUGGUACAGAGAGUAGCUUCUGUGAUGCAGGAAUACACCCAGUCAGGUGGUGUACGUCCGUUUGGAGUUUCUUUACUUAUUUGUGGUUGGAAUGAGGGGCGACCCUAUUUAUUUCAGUCCGAUCCAUCUGGAGCCUACUUUGCCUGGAAAGCCACAGCAAUGGGGAAGAACUAUGUGAACGGGAAAACGUUCCUAGAGAAAAGAUAUAAUGAAGAUCUGGAACUUGAAGAUGCCAUCCAUACAGCCAUCUUAACCCUAAAGGAAAGCUUUGAAGGGCAAAUGACAGAAGAUAACAUAGAAGUUGGUAUCUGCAAUGAAGCUGGAUUUAGGAGGCUUACUCCAACUGAAGUUAAAGAUUACUUGGCUGCCAUAGCAUAAUAAGGAAGCAGCUGAAUAAUCUGGGAUUUCGGAUAAUCUAUCCGCUCUUAAACAUGUUUAAAGUAUGUUUUGUUUUGCAGAUUUUUUGCAUACUUAUUUCUACAUGGUUUAAUGGACUGAUGUUUUUAAAAUGACAUAAAUCAUAAUAAACUGUUAAAAAUCAAACUUCCAGCUUUUUAGGAAUUAGUAAAAUUUUAACAUAGGUAUUUUCUGCAUUUAUUGUAGUUGAUUUCUGGAAACUACA